Molecule: messenger RNA, 5259 nt
Organism: Clarias gariepinus (North African catfish)
Lineage: Eukaryota; Metazoa; Chordata; Actinopteri; Siluriformes; Clariidae
Gene: lonrf2
Product: LON peptidase N-terminal domain and ring finger 2
Exons: 12
Coding region: 718-2973 (751 amino acids)
Molecular function (GO): protein binding
Source: RefSeq, a predicted model, not a curated record
GGUCCUGCUGAAACCCCCCUCAUUCUUUCUUUGUUUGGUUUUUUUUUUCUUUCUUUAAAUAAUGUAGCCGUUAUCUUUUAUUUUGUUUCGUUAAAAUGGAGUGGGGUUGGACGGACUUUAAAAACGGAAAGCAGAAGUGUUGGAGAGCGCGGAGAGAAGAGAGAGUCGGUGGAGAAAGGGAGCUGAUGGGAUUAUGGGGAAGGCAGUUUACCGGAGAGACCGUGUCUUAUAUAAACACUGAUGAAGCACCUAGAACAAAGCGGGGUCGCGUGUGUGUCCUGCUCGCGCUUGAGACGUUACCGCGACCGUUAACGGUUAGUGCGUAACUGAAGAUCUUUUUCAACCUCUAUCGAGCUAAAUACCGCUUAUUUCCCAUUCAACUUUUUUUGCUAAAUCGUUCCACAAGUGUCCCGUGUAGUAGCACAGAUAUCCCGGUGUGUGUGUGUAUGUGUGUGUGGAGCGCGCGAGCCCAGAUUGUAAAACAUUCUACGUAAUUGGUAGGCGAUUAGAGAGGGAGAGAGAGAGAGCGCGCGUGCUAUCUGGUUCGUUAAUGACUUCACAUUUCAUUACGGCGUUUAAAUGCGUUCUGACGUCAUGGCCUGUCCAGAUCCGCCUCCAGUCAUUCCAGCAUGAUGGGGAGGUAGCGUGGGGAUCACCAAAGAUCUGUAGUGUUUAUUGAUGUGUAAACUAUAGAGAUACGGUUCAGCCCGAGUGAGGAUGGACACCGGGAUCCAGAGCUCGUCUGAGCAUUUCGCGCACGAGCCGAGCGCACCCGGUGUGUGUUCGGAGAUGCUGGAAGUAGCUGAAGAGGCAUGCCGGGCCGGAGACUACGAGCUGGCCGUAGAGAUAUAUUCCUCCCAGCUCUCCGAGCUCCAUCAGCCCGAUCGCGGGCUUUGCCUACGCAAAGCAGACGCGUUAGCCCGCGCCGGACGGAUAGCCGAGGCUUUGGACUCGUACUGCGUCGCCGCGGACCUGCACCGACUUCGCGCGGACGAGCUGCGGCUCUUAGUGGAGAGCAUCGCGCGCACGAUCCGGGUCAAGGAGCUGCAGGCCACCUGUUCGGACCCGGACGAGCUCGAGGAUGACCACGAUUUGUUUUCGUGUCGCCUCUGCAACUGUCUGCUCUCCGAGGCCACCACGCUCGUGUGCGGACACUCGUUUUGCAAACGGUGCCUGGAGGACGCCGGAGUCAAGGAGUGCAAGUUGUGCCGCACGAGCGUGAACAGAUCGUGGUGCACGAGCGGCCUCCGGGCGAACGUUGUUCUCAGCGGCCUGCUCGACAAGUGGUUCGAGGCGGAGAGUAAAUCCAGGAGGUGCUGGCUCGAGGGGGAGAGCUUGUGGAAGAAACAAGAGCUACAGGGCGCCCUGGAGAAGUAUAACCAAGCUGUGGAGCUAGCAUCCUCUGUGGCUAGUUUGCUAGCACGGCGAGCUGAAUUGCACAUGGACAUGAAGAACUUUAACCAGGCUAUCCAGGAUGGGGACAGCGUGUGUCGUCUCGUACCAGCAUCAUCAAAGGCCCACUACCUGAGGGCCAAGGCGCUCUGCUGCGCUGGCCGAAGAGAAGAGGCGCUGCAGGAGUAUUUUAUCUGUGUAGCACUCAAACCAGACUGGACAGCUGUAAAAUCGGAGGCACAGAAGAUCUUGAGUGAGAUGUUUUCAUCCAUUUUUCAGAACGAUAGUCUGGUCACACGCCUCCACCCGCUUCAAUCCCCAAACUCAUCCCCUCGCAUAAAACCCUCAUCACUUCUCAGCUCUCUUCACUGUCCUCUAAUGAGAGAUGGAGCCAGAGCCGGCUGCUCCAAAGACCCUGCACUCAGUAGUCAUAAAGCUUGUGACGGUUCGAGUUCCUCGUCCUUAAACCAGCAAGAGAGCAGCAUCGAAGAAUCCAAAAGCCAGGCAGCUGUGCUCUCCUCCCUGCCUGUGUUAAGAGCUCCCGGAGUUAAGAGAAAAUGCUUGGCUGAUGCCAGCGGCUUUGUGCCUCCCAGCAAGCUUUUCAAAGCAGAUCCAUCCAGCUCCUCACAGACUCCCCCUGUCCAGUGCGGUACGAGGACAGUCCCGUCUCAUCUCUUGGACAGUGCGGACAUGGAGUGUUCUCUGUGCAUGAGGUUGUUCUACGAGCCUGUUACCACUCCCUGCGGACACACCUUCUGUCUGAAGUGUCUGGAACGCUGCCUGGAUCACAAUCCCAACUGCCCUCUAUGCAAAGAGAACCUAUCCGAGUAUCUGGCUGCAAGAGGGUACAAAAAGACCUUCUUGAUGGAGGAUGUACUUCAGCGCUACCUGCAUGAGGAGCUGGAAGAGAGGAGAAAAGUGCACGAAGAAGAGAUGAAAGAACUGUCAAACUUAAACCAGGAAGUUCCUAUCUUCGUCUGCACCAUGGCAUUUCCCACAAUCCCUUGUCCGCUGCACGUAUUUGAACCACGCUACAGGCUGAUGAUUCGCAGAGCCAUGGAGACAGGGACCAAGCAGUUUGGCAUGUGUAUUUCUGACGAACUGAAAGGGUUCGCCGAUCAUGGCUGCAUGCUGGAGGUCAGAGACGUGAAGUUCUUCCCCGACGGACGCUCGGUGGUCGAUACGAUUGGCAUGUCUCGCUUCAAAGUGCUCAGCCAUGGCCAGAGAGACGGCUACAACACGGCCAAGAUCGAAUAUCUGGAGGAUAAGAAGGUGGAAGGAGAGGAAUUAGCCGAGCUUCUUAAGCUGCAUGACUCUGUGUAUGAUCAGGCCACUGCCUGGUUCACGUCUCUCAAAGACAACAUGAAAAGCCAGAUUCUGAGCCACUUCGGUCACCUGCCUGCCAAAGACCCUGAACCACAGGGGAGCCCCAGUGGCCCGGCGUGGUGCUGGUGGCUGCUGGCUGUGCUGCCUCUAGAGAACAAAGCUCAGCUCACCAUCCUGGCCAUGACAUCACUAAAAGACCGGCUCAUCGCGAUCCGCAGAGUGCUCAUCUUCGUCACCAGGAAGCGUCCUCGAUGACCUCAGCCUUCCUCGAUUAUCACCGUCCGUCAUCAUCACUGUCACUUCAAGAGCCACAAAGACACAUGUAGCGGGCCACUGAAGCAGCUUCCCGCACCUCUCGUUAUCCGAAACCACUCGUCCAGAGGAACGAAAAGAAAAAUGGGCCGGAUGACAUUGACUCUAGCUGAAGAUAUAUAUAUAAAAAAAAAAACAUUUAAAAUAAAAAACUGAAGGAGGAAGCCCUGUACUGAUAACUGAAUGCUGUGAACUUGCCACUCCUGCUUUGUGCCUCGUAUGUAUGUAAGGCUGACCAAAUGCAUCUUAUGGGCUUCCUGUAUGUUUACCGGUUCAGCGGCCUGAUUGUGGUUCAUCCAUCUAUGUAGUAGUUAAGCCUAUACACAACCUUUUAUUACCUCCUUUAAAAAAACAACAACUAGUUUUGCAAGCCACACAUUGCACAAGUCUUCGUUAUAUUUACCAUCAAACAGCUGGUGUUAGAAACCGAACCAUUUCACAGGAAGUCAUCCCAGACUUUUUUUUAUUUUAUUUUACUUUUAUUUUUAUUUUUACUUUUAUUGCAGUGUGAUACCGAUGUUAAAAGGUAAAAAUGUGCACUGGUUCUGAACAGGAUGAGUUUAAAGUCUUGCCCUGAUUUCAAACAUGUGUUACACAAAAGCUGUGAUGCUACAAACAUACCCCGGUCAGUCAUAAUAUUAUGACCCCCUGCCUAAUAUCGAGUUGGUCCCUCUUUUGACGCAAAUACAGCCAGCGAAGCAUGGACCCCACUAGACCCCUGAAGGUGUGCUGAUCCAAUAGUCACAAUCUGGCUCUUCCCAAGUUGCUCAAAUGCUUAUAAUUUUCUUUCUGCUUCCAACACAUUAACUUCAGGAACAGAAUGUUUAAUUAAUGCCUAAUACAUCCCACCCAUUACCGGGUGCCAUGGUAACGAAAAGAUUUGUAUUCAAUUAACCGGUCAGUGGUCAUAAUGUUAUGGCUGAUCAAUGUUUUUUUUUUCAUUAUUAACUGCUUGAUGUAGUUCCAUGUUUCGAUCAAGCAUAGACUUUAAGAUGUGCUGUACAAUAUCAGGGACGCGAUGCUCACACUGUAUAUAUUAAAAUAGUAGCCGACAGUGUGAAAUCUGCCUGAUUAGUAAGAGGCAGUUAAAUUAUCUGUAUUUUUUUGUUUUUAUUGGCUCUUCCAUUACUUUGCAAAAAAAACAAAAACAAUUAGGCUGCAUACACAUAUGUAGAAUCUGUGUAGCGAAGCCAUUUUCCCCCCUCAGAGUUACAUGUCCUAGCGAAAUGAACAUCAGCCUGAUCAAUUCGUUUUGCAAUCAGAUUUCUCCUGCACAGGCUCAUCAUGAUCAAAACCAAAAACGAGCAUGUACAUGUACGGCAGUGCAAAGUUAGCGUACAGAACAGCUAGGACUGAAUAACUCAGUAGAUACAGUACUCCUCCCACAGAGAUCAGCUGACUGAAGGAAUAACCGUGAGACCUGUGUCAGAAUGCCGUUAGUGACUUUUACCUCAGGUAACGAGACAGAGACUGAUGGUGAUGAUUCGGAGAAUCAAUGUGAUAAUCAGCUUGUACCGUUGUUAAUUUAAAACUCCUCACUCGGGAAUGUUGUUUUGUAAGUAGAUGAAUGUAAAGGUUUGCGGGGCGUCCUUGACCUGAAAUGUGUUUUUCUCUCUUUUUCUGAUGAACUACGUUUUCCCAGGCUGAUGAAAUCUCUAAAAUUCCUACUAGUCACUGUGCAUCCCUGAGCAGUUUACUCAAACAAAUUAUUUUAAAUUUGAUUUCUAAUUGAGUUCGAUGUUUUAUUUAUUUAGAGUGCUUCAUUUCUGUUUACAUUUAGUUUUGUGUGCGUUUAAGGUCAAACACGUUAAUUCAAAACUGCAACCAAAAAAAAAAAGGUUUUGGACUGCAAAAAAUUUGAUUUUCCUUAGAGUGAUCAUUGCAUUAGCACUGUAUAUGUAACAAAAUACUGGUCAAUCAAGUGUGGAAACUAAUAUGAAAAAAAGUAAUGCGCUGUUACUGAGGUCAUUACCCAGCAGGAAGCCUAUCAUCAGAUGAACAUUGUAAUUUAGUUGUAACAACAUUGUUUUUGAAUGUUAGAAUGACUUUAAUGAAAUGCCGUUGAGAACUUGUAUACAAGCUGAAAACGAACACAUUUAUGGUCUCUUAAGUUUUUAACGGGCCAUUGAAAGUCGUCGUGUUAGGAGCAGUCGACACUGUUCCUACAUCAUAAAAAAAAAAAAAUUAAAGACUAAUACCAAUGUCGUCCUAACGUCUGUAAUGAUGCCA